AUGACAAGAACAAACAAAUGGAACGUCAAUGAACAGAAAGCCCAAGAAUCAAAAUGGUUUACUCAUCAUGGUUACUAUGACAGUGAUCCAACCAAGACAAAAAAGGAAGGUGCUGGUAAUUUCAAUUGGGGUAAACCAGGUGAUGAACUAGAUGAUGAAGAUAUUAAAAUGUAUAAUAAAUCUACAGUUAGAAGAAAUUCAAAUCAUGAAACUAAUCAAGAGAAAUUACGCGAAUUGAAUCAAAAAUUAGAUAAUGAAAUCUUUGGUGGUGAAUCUGAAAGUUCUACUACUGCCAAUUCUUCUGCUGCUCUCAAUCAUGACGAAAAAUAG
Molecule: messenger RNA, 330 nt
Organism: Hemisphaericaspora subhashii
Lineage: Eukaryota; Fungi; Ascomycota; Pichiomycetes; Serinales; Debaryomycetaceae
Gene: STF2
Product: Stf2p
Exons: 1
Coding region: 1-330 (109 amino acids)
Source: RefSeq, a predicted model, not a curated record